Cucumis melo (muskmelon) is the source of this 2684-nucleotide messenger RNA. RefSeq lists its product as uncharacterized. Bases 596 to 2404 code for a protein of 602 amino acids. Gene Ontology annotation, cellular component: nucleus. The transcript is spliced from 7 exons. Gene Ontology annotation, molecular function: DNA-binding transcription factor activity; DNA binding. Lineage: Eukaryota; Viridiplantae; Streptophyta; Magnoliopsida; Cucurbitales; Cucurbitaceae. The record is from RefSeq and is a predicted model, not a curated record. Gene Ontology annotation, biological process: phosphorelay signal transduction system; cytokinin-activated signaling pathway; regulation of DNA-templated transcription.
CUAGUUGGAUAAAGGAUGAGGCUGCUCCCCAAAGGGCUCAAAACUAGAGACAAAGACGGGAAAAAUGAGAGAGAGAGAGAGAGGGAAGGAAGUCAAAGUUCGAAAGGAAAAAUGCAGUGCAUCAGUGCAUGUAACGUCUCGGAGAUCAGAGAGAGAAAGAAGGAGAAAGAAAACGAAUGGUUGGAGGGCAGACCCAGUGGCAGUGGGUGCGUGGAGUGGGGGGUACCCUCUUCUUUCUUCCUCUUCACUGUCCUCUUACAGACAUGGCGAUUAUCAUAAAAACUCGGAGCUUGUUCAACUUUAUCCAUCCAAAAAUGGGCAAAAUCUGUAUUUUCUAUUCCUCCACCCACAAACCUAGUGCCCCUCUGUGUCAUUUUGCCUCAGAUUCGUGUACCCACAAAGCAUUCGCCAUUGUAACUCAUCCCCAUUUUGUCAUUGCCCUCUACGUGUUUGAUGAAUGUCCCCUUUGAAGGUUUUGCUCCUGUUAGUGCAAUGUGUUGCCUAUUCAACCCCCUCUUUUGCCUCCUCCUUGUUCAAAUCCCUUUUGGAAGCUACCAAAUUCUAACCUCCACUUUUCAGACUAUCUCUGUGGGUAAUGGAGGAAAUGGGUCAUUGGGUCACUGAUUCUCUCCCUAGCUUUGCUAAAAAUCUUCAUGUCUUGCUGGUGGAUCAUGAUCCUUUCUCUCUCAAGCACUUGGCUUCAUUGCUUGAGCAACAGUCAUACAAUGUUACCACCACUCAACUAGCAUCUAUUGCUCUAUCAAUGAUUCAGGAAAAAGGUGACCGGUUCGACCUUGUCAUGGCUAACGUUAGCAUGCCUGAUAUGGACAGUUUUUCGUUUUUGCACGUGCUCCUUAAGAUGAAUAUUGCUGUCAUUUUUAUGUCCUCGGGGAUGAACUUGAGUGUGGCCACGAAAGCAUUGGCAGAAGGAGCAUGCUAUUUUCUUCAGAAACCUAUUUCCAAGGGUGAUCUCAAAUAUAUGUGGCAACACGUGUAUCGAUGGAACAGAAACAUAACCAAACAAACCUAUAAAGCAAAUUGUAUAGAAACGGCAAAACCUAGAAAAGAAUCUGUUGGUAUCCAAAUUACGGACGCUGUAGUUUUGUCGCGGUCUGCCGCUGCAGUUAGUUAUAACAAUAAUUGUUGCAUUAAUUAUAAACCUAUGAAAAAUAAGGAAAAGGAUAAGAGUGAGCAAAUUGUAUCACAUGAUAGCCUGGUUGGAUCUUUCUUUGGGGGAAAGAGAUUAAGUGCUGACAUAGAAGGAUUAAACUUGGAAAAGAGAGUUAAAUAUUACUCAGAACCUACCAAGUUUGGAUUUUCAAGAAUUGAUGAGGAUCAUGAAAGAAGGAAGGAAUGUUAUAUUGCCAGUGAUAGCAGAACACGUGUCGUUUGGAACGCGGAAAGACGUCGGAAGUUCACAGAUGCCCUUAACAAGCUAGGUGAUAAAUCUCGCCCAAAACUUAUACUGAAGAUGAUGAACGAGCCAUGUUUGACCCUGCGCCAGGUUGCAAACCACCUACAGAAAUACAAAGCUCAAGUAGAAUGCUUCAAAAGAAGAGAAAGUAAAUUACCUUAUAGGAGGGAGGCAUCCAAAUCCAAUUUCUCAAUCAGGACUCAACUUCCUCCACUGGUGCAGCAGCAUCAUGAGACGAGUAGAUUUACAAAUGGAGGUUUGACCUCUAUUUUCGGGGGUGAAAGAUUCCAACUCAUUGCACCUAAAAGUCUGCUUAGUCCUAGACUGCCUGCCAACAACUUCAUAAAUCAUGAUCUGACAACGCUUAGCCAUAAUUUUCAGCACAUCGGUUCAAACUAUGAUUCAGUUUCAUAUAAGGUCAGUAAGGAAGUUGGAUUAUGCCCUGAUAAUGUUCAAUCAUUUCAAAAGGAAGGGGGUGCUUUCCGCACUGACAAUUGUGGAAAGUUUGCUCUGAUUGGAGGGGGUGUUCAGACAACUGAGUUGAACUUCUCAAGUGUCUCUAAAAUGACUCCAGAGUUAGCUUCGUCUCACGUAUUUGAUGAAACUCAAUUCCCAGACAAUCUUCUCGAUGGUGUAGUUCAGGAGGUAGAUUUGACUGCUUUUAAAAUUGAAAACCAAGAAGAGAUUCACUCUAUGUCGAGGGACAUAGCUGUACCUGAUUCGUUCAGCUUGGACAAUGUUUUUGAUGGUGGACAAGAACUUCCUGCAGCUUCUGAAAGUCGAGGAAACCAACAAUUAGCAGAAUAUGCGUAUCUCUUAGAUGUAUUAGAAGAAGAUCCAUACAACUUCGUCAGUGACUUGAACCUGAGCGAUGUUGAUAAAUACAGUGAAUGGCUGAGGAACACUGUACUUGAAAACAGAAGCGGUCCGGACAGUUUUAUCAGUGACAAUGCAGAUGCAGAAAACUCUCCAGUCGAAAACCGUCGAUAAAAUCAUGAGACUCGUUGCUGAUGCACUCUCCGGCAAUGUGGACAAGAAUCAGAUAGGAAGUAACCAAACUACAAUUAUAUGUUGGGGAAAUGGGAGUUGUAUUAUACAAGGGGAAGACAUACAGAGUUGAGAAUUCUGUUGGAAGCGAAGCCUCUUCGCCGUUCCUUUAAACUGUACAGGACUAGAAAAAUGCAGAAAGCUAGCAUAAUAAACUAUACAUAUUUAGCCGUGUUCACAAGUUUAGCGUAUGGUGAAUUGUGCAGCUCUUCUUUUAUGUUAA